Enterobius vermicularis (human pinworm) is the source of this 5928-nucleotide messenger RNA. NCBI's taxonomy places the organism in Eukaryota, Metazoa, Nematoda, Chromadorea, Rhabditida, Oxyuridae. The record is from the annotation of a GenBank genome assembly.
AUGAGUUCGGGGGGUAAUGGGAAAAGUUUGACAGUUGUGACAUGGCAUCACCAAACCCCUCAACGUCGACAUUUGAAGCGAGGUAGACUUGGCCCUCCUGAUGUUUAUCCACAAGAGGCUAAACAAGACGAGGACAACCUCGGUGAUGAUCGUCUGAAGAAAGGCUACCAAGUAGCCUUGACAACAUACGAACAUGAGUCGAUAGUAUGGAAUGCUAAAGUUCCUCGCUUGAAUAAGCUGGAUGAGACUAUGUCUCGAGGCGCCCAAGUCAUUAUGCAAAUAUUGAACAGGAAGGCAGAACUCAAUGCGAAUUUAGAUAAAGAACGAAAACGGGGAAGUAAGGAAGGGGCUUUUCAAGGAUUUAGCCACACUACGACACAAGCUGUGAAAUCAAAGGAGCGUAAAGAAUGGUUUCUUGAUCUUGCACGUGGAAAGUCUUUAUCAUCUUUGGCUAAACGUCCCCCGUUCUUUAAGAAGAAAGAAGGUGCCUUAGAAUAUUUAUGUGAUUAUAAAGUACCAGUAGUAAGGGCUCUGUGGUAUUUGAAACUCACAGCUGUAGGACAAACAGUAGCUAGUAAUCUGGCAAAGCAAAAGAAGUCGUUUGUUGACCAGCUUGCUUCUGAACAAGGAGCGCUUUUUACAAAGUUUAUUCGUUAUAUGCUUACCCAAAUAAGUGAAACUCAUAAUCUAGAACAAAAUCUUGUUUAUACGGAACGCUGGCCCUACUUUGUUUGCCUUUGUAAACAUGCGUAUGAACGUCAGGAGUUCUUAAUGGACCUUUGUGACAUAUUUUCGGACCGAUUCGUUGUGCCAUCAGACAAUAAGCCUCAUUUUUUUACUCUUUUUCGGAUGUUCCUUAUGUUCUUUUCCCAAUACAUUGAUCAGAUAACGCAAAAUUUGAUACUUUCGAGGAGAUGUGCUUUUUUAAUUGCUAAAAGACUAGCAAUUUUCAAAGAUGAAGCAGAGUCACUUCAGGGAGGACCAGUAGUACCAAGUGAGCUUUUUCAAGGGAUGAUGCAGUGCCAAAAUCAACGCCCCUUGAUAUCAGUUUUGACUGGAAUGCUUCACGCAAUAUUAAUUGACUGUCCCGGAGCCUUAGUUUGGAAUUCUUUCCGAGUUGCUGAAGGCAUUCCUCCACCUAUGCUCAAUCAGUUAUGCGGAUCUCCUCUUGACCAACUGCCUUGUGCUAUAGAAGAUUUACCCAACUCUUCUGGGUAUGGGAGUGAAAAAAUACAGGAGAUGGUUCAGCUAAGAGUAAGCGAAGUUAAACGGCGAAGUCAUGCUGUUGAGAAUCAUUGGUCUCUGAACAAGAUGAAAAAAAUAAGCUUUCGGACUGUUGUACAUGCUUGCCUUGAAGUACUUGGAGCCUUAGAUGCAGCGCGCAUUGAUCAGCCACGAUACAUAGAAAAAAUUUAUUCUAUUGUUUUUGGUGGUCCUCCAAAGGAAAAAUUCGAGUAUGAGGAUGCGAUUCGCAUUAAAAUGCUUUUACACUGGGCAGUAACCGUAGAACGAGAGGGAACUCAUAGAGCUUUAGUUGUUGCAUAUCUACUAAAUUACCGAAAACACAGAAAGGAGGCUAAUUUUGGUGAUCAGCAGCUCCAGGAAAUACUACUAGAAUAUCUUAACACUGAAGCACCACAACCGUGCGAUCCACGGUUUGAUGAAGAGUUUAAAAACCUGAUGCUUCUUUUUUACGAGUUGCAGAAAUUAGAGCUUUUUUCACACGAUUCUUAUGUGAAAGGCUUGAUAACGACUGGAGAGAUGUCUGACCAAACUCCUAUUCUUGCUUUAAUUAAAAGCCGAGAAGAAUCAACAGCAAAGCAACAGUUUUUUACUAUGCCUCCAAAAAAUCUCACAAGUGGAGUUAACCUUGAAGAAAAACCUGGUGAUGGGAUGGGACCAUCAAUUGCUGAAAUGCAAAAAGAUCUUCCAGAUGAACACCCGUUUAUGGGCAAGGAAUUGACGCAACAUGAGCGCUUGCUUAUCCAUCUUCCAAUUCCGCAAAUUAAGCAGGCACUGCUUUUACAUGGUGUCGGUGAGCAACGAGAAGUGGCUUUGAAUGAUUUAAGAAAAAUUGCUAAAGAAAUCAUUAAGAUUUGGAGCAAACGCAUAGUCAUUGAGUUUUCUCUGAAACCUGUCGAAAUUCGCUUUAAAAAACGCGCUACAGUGGAACAGAUUAGCGCUGCAGUCCAGAAGUUCAAGAUCCAAUCUUACUACGAUCAGAUAGUACUUUGUGGCUGGUUUACUGAAGUUUUUAUCGCUAUGGUCAGUGAUUUUGUUGACGGUCAUAAUUCGGUUCUUCCAAGUGCUGAAGGUCUAGAUGUUUUACUUAGCAUGCUCGAUCACUGUAAAUUUAUCUCUGGAAUUAUGGAUUUUGCGAAACAUCUUCUUCCGUUACUAGUUGAGUUGGAGAAGAAACUUACCGAACAGCGUGUUGAUUGCAUACCAUCAAAUAUAUCUGCUCAAUUGGGAUUUGUUUUAGUUGCUUAUAUUAGUCAUAACUUCAAUUACUUCCUGCUGUGUGAACAUGCUGUUGAUAUAGUAAAUGGUUUAUACCGGAUCGUGGAAAAACAGUUAUCGGCGAAAUAUCUUACCGGGUGGGGUCGCACGAUUGCUAUAUUUGUAAUAAAUACAAAGAAGUUUCUGCUUAGAACCGAUUUACCACAAAAAGAAUUUGAGGUGAAACAUGAAGAACCGGCUCGAGUUGCACCAAAUAGGCAACCGUCCAAUACCACUGCUAAGUACAGUUCACAUUUCUUUAAAGAACUGUUGGAAUCUCCAAGGCGUAUAUUCUCCUUCAAUGAUUACCGAAGUUGGUGUGCUACUUUGGAGAAAUUUGCUGAUGCGCGAUACAGUUUCGUAGUCAGUGCUUUGAAAUGUGCGCACCAGUGUGGCGAUAACUAUGAUCGGCUAGUCGAAUUAGCUAAUAUAUGUGGUCAUAUUUCUGCUAUUGGUUCGCUUUCUUCCGAGUGGUGCGGUGCACUUCAAGCGUUGUGUUGUUCAUCGGUUGCUGGAAAUCAUGGCUUUCCAGAACUGUUGUUUGAUAUCAAUGUAGAAGACUCCAAGUGUCACACAACAAUUGCCACUUUCUACAUGCUGCUUGCCGGUCGAUCGUGUUUUAGCAUGAAUUUGCUUUUCCAUGAACUUCUUCAUAGCGUAUUCCGCACGCUGAUCAACUCUGACUCUUCAAAAACAGAUGCGGAUGCUGAAGCAGGUGUUUGUUUGGCACUGCUUGUUCUUGCAAACAUGGUUUGUCAGAGUGAAAAACCUAUUGUCUUGUCACCUGUUUAUGCUGGUGAGAAUUAUACGGAAAAACAGCUUUUUGGUUUGGCAGAUAAAUACAUAUUAUGCGGCUCACAUUUAUUUGACAUGAACCAAACAAUUUUUGAUUUGCUGUUUUCAAUAGCGAGCAUAUCGGACUGUUCUAAGAACAAGCUGCGAGAAUGGCGUGACGAGAACAAGAGUGAGCAAGGAUUUUGCCGGGAGUAUAUUGCGCAACUAUCGAAAGCAGUCUUGCUAGCUAUGUGCGAACAAGAUUGGAUAACGCAAAGAGUGUACAAAAUAUGUGAAGAAAUCAGCCUUGAUUUGUUUAAUUCACCAAAUUUGAGAAAAAAUGGACUUGGGCAGCAGCUAUUGAGAAUGGCGCUCAGAAGAAAGUGUGAGAGGAAGGUCGUUGAAGAGCUAACGAUAUGCAAUGGAAAUUCUAAAAAGUCUCUCAUAGACAAGCUUUUCUCAGUUCUUAAUAUUUGGAAUAUGCGUGCUACAUACUUCGAUUUGAAGUUGAUGAUAAAAGAGGCAAUAAUUUUUUCUGCAGAAGUACUAAAUGCUUUCUUUUGUAAGAUUUCGCCGGAAGGAACUGGUAAAGUAGUACAACAAGGUGCUAUUGCUGCUGACGCACUUAUUGGAGAAAUUGGCAAGUGUUGUAGGGAUCUUUUCGUAAAUGCACGUGGAGAAGGACAAAAGCUGCCCGAAAAUGCUACUGGGAAAGGAUUUCGUUUGAAAUACAUUACAAAUUUUUGGCUCAUUUCGCCCUUAAUUUGUUGUUGUCCAAAACCGGUCAAUCUGCCUCCAUCUUUUUCUGGUUUGACUGUGCAGGCAAAAUUUUUGAAGGAAGCGGCGCUUAUGCUGGAUACAACAACUGAUGGCAGUCCAGAACGGGUUCAGCAAAGCGUUUGGCUGUUGAGUCAAGAACCAUUUAUUAAUCUUGUUCUGACGUGCUUGAAGGGAGAGGAGCAGCAAAGAGAUGGUUUGGUUACUUCCCUGUUAAAACAGUUGCAGGAGUUAGCAUUAAAGAUCAAAGAGAAUUCUUUCUUACCUUAUUUACGCAAAUUCGCUUUGGAACGUGAAGGUAUUCUAUUGCGUUGUUCUCUCGUUGGUGGGAUGUUCGAUUCUGUUUGCCAUCAGACGUGUUGUGACGCCUGGGCUUUACUUUUUUUCCAGCUUAUGCUAUACGGGGCGAUUUCCCGUGAAAAAGAUGGUUACCUCUUCGAAUCCUGUUAUGACAUGCUCUCCACGGUGUUGAUAUGGUCAAUAACAGACCCUGCGAACGUCUCCCCGGUUAACUCGCAAGAUCCGGAUACUAAAUACCGAUUCGGGAAUUAUGUGUCGAUUGUCAAGAAACUUAAGAAGGAGUUGAAUGAACGCACUUUGAUUCCCGAAUUGAGAUCUUUGCUGCAGUUCCUCCCAAUUUCCAAGUCGACUUUUGACCUAGUGACUUCGGAGCCUUAUGGGACUGUUGUUCCUUCACCGCAAAAGCUUUCAAAAGGGCAGUUUGGGACUGUUCCUAGUAAAGUGUUCAGGAUUGGCCUUCAGUUAGGAGAUAAGGUCAAGCUGUCAGCGUACGACAUGAUCCAAAAUUUCAAUGCGGAGUCAGCAGUGAAACGAUCUUGGACAUGGGCUAUGUUUCAGGCGGUCAAGUUGGAUAAGUCUCCAGUUCCCAUUCAGCGGUGCAUUCAACGACUUAUUCAACACACACAUUACACCGAAUUUUCUAGACCAGCCAUAUGUGGUGGACCGAUUGGACCCAUGAAGGAAAAAGCUCUUGAAUUCUUGUCUCCACCAGCAAUGGAUACUGAAACCAGUAUGCGUCUUCCGUCGUCUGCAGCAUCUACCACUUCGGUUACUGGCGGAGUUCCGGCUACUUCGGGACCUCCGUCGACUAUUGCGCCCCCCACUUCAGCAGAUAUUCAGGUUGCUGCAAGCCGACCUAUUGGAUAUCAAAAUGGGACACCAGUUGCAGUCAAUCAAAGUUCGAAUGGCGAGCCUUUAAUGUUCUCUGGGUCUCUGCAGACUGUGUCUGAACUGACUCGAAACCCGUCUAGCGCUUCACCACGUGGAGGAAGAGGUGGGAGGCGGCGAACAGCCGGGCCAUCAAAUCGCGCUACAGGCACCACCAGGAAGAAGCAACAGAGACAAGCUCUUGAGAAGGCCCAGGGUUUGUCUAAUCAAAUGGGGCAAAAUAUGGCCUCUGCUGGAAACAGUAAUAGUUCCUCAUUUUGGGGAUCGCAACCGGCUCCUCAGAAUCCUCCGAUGUACAUGAAUACUCAGCAAGUUUCAAUGACUCAGCCAGAAGACUCGAAGGCGACUAUUCAAAGGUUUGUAAUGAAACGUCAGGCAGCUCAAGCUUCUGGAAACGCAUCCCAAGGCUUUGGAAAUAUGCCAUCUGGAUCUGGUGGCCAAUUCAACCCAAUGAUGAUGAAAAUGGAAAGUAACGUAGCACCCAUGGAUCACCAACCGUCUUAUUCGGGGCAAACACAGCAAAUGAGUAUGGUACAAGAGCCUCAAAGAACUCAGUUUAAUUCACAGCAAGAUAUUUACAAUCAACAGCCUCAGCCGAAUCCUGGAAAUAUGUUUGAUAACAGGAUGAUGGGUCACCAACAGCAGCAGCAGAUGCAGUUCAACCAACCUCAGUUUCAGCAGCAAUACUAA